AUGGACUCUGAAUCUGUCGUCUCUCAAGUCCAACGCAAGAUCGAGUUACAAGCCCCAGAAGAUCUCUCAUACCUCAUCGCAAACGUCCGUCGCGCCGCCGCCGAACGUCUGAACGAAGCUUUCCCUCCGGUCGAGGGCGCCGACGGUGAAGAUGAAUUGCGCAAUCAAAUAGAGAAGCUCGUCAAUGAUUACAUCGACAAAACGUUCUCACUCGCAUCCCCAAACCUCUCUAUAAAUGGCCUACCCGUUGUUGCAAACACUUUUCUGUCCGAAACCCCCGCCGAACCAGAAGCCGUCUACGAGCCUUUCGACACGCGCAAGCGCCGCCGCGUCGCAGAUCUCAUCACCCAGGAAGAAAAGCUCCUCGAGGACGUCGCAGCCCUCAAGCGCUCCGUGCCCGCCACUGCCGCCGCGAACCAAGCCGAACAAUUGCGCGACAGUCUCAAGCGCGACGACAACAUGCUGGAAGAGCGCAAGAAGCAAAUUGCCGCUGAGGCUGCCGAAAUCGAGCUAGACGUCCAACCGCUCGAGAGGCAGGAUGGCGUUGAGGCCAGGUUCCGGAACGCUGUUGAGGGCUUGGGCAGGCUGAAGCGCGAAAUGCCCGCCGUAGUGGCCAAGAUGGAGAGAGCGCGCGUCGCUGGCGAGUAUGUUGUUACGCAGGGACGAUAA
This is a messenger RNA of Fusarium pseudograminearum CS3096, 669 nucleotides long. RefSeq lists its product as uncharacterized. The record is from RefSeq and is a predicted model, not a curated record. The transcript is spliced from 2 exons. Bases 1 to 669 code for a protein of 222 amino acids. Gene Ontology annotation, cellular component: MIS12/MIND type complex; kinetochore. Lineage: Eukaryota; Fungi; Ascomycota; Sordariomycetes; Hypocreales; Nectriaceae. Gene Ontology annotation, biological process: mitotic sister chromatid segregation.